Messenger RNA from Penicillium soppii, 2103 nucleotides. RefSeq lists its product as uncharacterized. Gene Ontology annotation, biological process: transmembrane transport. Lineage: Eukaryota; Fungi; Ascomycota; Eurotiomycetes; Eurotiales; Aspergillaceae. The transcript is spliced from 5 exons. The record is from RefSeq and is a predicted model, not a curated record. Gene Ontology annotation, molecular function: transmembrane transporter activity. Bases 1 to 2103 code for a protein of 700 amino acids.
AUGAAGAGCCACACAGAGCAGAAAAAGCUCGCUCGGGUUGAUGGUAUGGUAGACUCUAUACAAGAAGCCGCGAAGAUGUCAGCAAACUGGUUUCGAUGGCAGAUUGUCCGCGGAAAGAGAUGUCUUCUGUGGGAGACCGAUACCACCGUUUUAUCCAGAUGGGCACAAUCCAUCAUUGAAACAGAAAUCCUUCUACGCGAGGUGACCCAACAUGAACAUUUUGUCAAAGAAUGCAUCCAAAUCGUGAAUGGAAACUCCUACCAAACGGCCAAAGCUUUAAUCCCAGAUAUGAUUGAAGAUUUGAUAUCCUUGGACCGUGAAUACACACGCCUUGAGCGGACAUACGAAACAUUGGUGGCUGGCUGUCCUGCAGGACCUAUGAAGAGUGGUUAUUUAUGGAUCCGAAAACAGCCAUCCUGGCAUCUAAAGAGCGAUUGGCUUCGUAAGGACUGUAUCGACCGCGGUGGAUGCUGUGGCCGCUCGACCAUGGAGAAUGAUACUCACCAAGAUCGAGAUGAAGCUUUUUGGGCCCCCGGAACAGUCGCGCUAGAAGAUAUUCACCAAUCUAGAAACCAACUGGUAUUAUUUCCCACGCCUUCAGCCGAUCCCAAUGACCCCUUGAAUUGGUCGACCGCUCGUAAAGCUCUCAACUUCACACUCGUCAGCUUCUUCGUCUUGUGGACUUUCGUCCAACUAGACAUCGGAUUCACAGCAUGGGGCCCUAUGCAAACAGAACUCGGUUUCUCAGUGGAUACUAUGAAUGCAGAAGCAGCCGUGAACUACGGCGGUCUUGCAGUAGGCUGCAUUUUUUUCAUGCCAUUCGUUCACAAGUACGGUCGGCGCCCGAUCUACAUAUUUAGCGUUGCCCUCCAGUUUGCCUCGUGCAUCUGGCAGGCUAAAACAUAUACCGUUGGAGAUUUAAUCGGCAGCGGUCUUAUCUCCGGUAUUGGCGGUGCAAUCAGUGAAAUCGUUGUACAAAUCACCAUUGCGGAUAUGUUCUUCGUUCACCAACAUGCCACGAUGAAUGGUUGGUAUGUCAUUGUACAAUCCGCAGGCGCAUUUCUCGGUCCCGUGGCAUCGGGAUAUGUCGUUGUUGCACAAGGGUGGAGAUGGAUGUGGUGGUGGUGUGUCAUCUUCUUCGGGGUGACACUGAUUUGUGUGAUCUUCCUAUUCGAGGAAUCGAAGUACAUUCCCGUUCUGAAUGGCCGGGACGCCAUGGCCGCAGCACAAUCGCCGGAUACCUCAGCUAAGUCUGCUAAGGAUGGGCAUCUGAUGGAUACGAAAACUGUCAGUGAGACGUCCGCGAGCAGGGUAUAUACCAACCCGAAUAUCAAGCCGAAGACAUACUUUGAGCGGAUGGCAUGGAUUACCCCGACCGACGAGACUCUCUGGCCCCAUUUCUAUCAGCCCAUCAUUGCACUCUUUACCUUUCCCGCCGUUUCAUAUGCGGCCAUUACAUAUGGGUCUACUUUGAGUUGGUUCGCCAUCAUGACCUCCCUACAGGCCUCCUAUAUGACAUUACCGCCGUAUAACUUUGACGCAAUCGGUAUCGGCCUGAUGAAUGUUGCUCCAUUUGUUGGUGCUGUUCUUGGGUUCCCAUUUGGCGGAUACCUGAGUGAUAAGUCGAUUCUGUGGUUAUCAAAACGGAAUGGGGGUGUUUAUGAGCCGGAGAUGCGUCUAUGGCUUGCUCUUCCCAUUGCCGUGAUCACCCCUGUUGGCAUACUGAUGUUUGGCCUAGGGUUUGCCUAUGGCGUUCAUUGGGCUUUGCUCGCCGUUGGAUUUGGUGUAUUUGGAUUUGCAUUCGCCGCGGUUAGCGGCAUUGCUCUUUCUUAUCUCAUGGAUUGCUACCAGGAUAUUAUUGGUGAUGCACUGGUUGGAGUAAUCUUCAUGCGAAAUAUCCUCUCGCUUGUAGUCCUCUUUGUCUUGACACCCUGGGUAAAUGGGAUGGGCAUGCGAGAUCUGCAUAUACUGGUUGCAGUGCUUGCUUUUGCGAUUCUGUUACUACCCAUUCCAUUGCUUCUCUGGGGCAAGCAGGCCAGGGUGGCUACAGCCCCAAGAUAUAGAAAAAUGGCGGCAAAUCAACUGAGUCACCGGACUGUCUAA